This is a messenger RNA of Drosophila willistoni, 1416 nucleotides long. RefSeq lists its product as uncharacterized. Lineage: Eukaryota; Metazoa; Arthropoda; Insecta; Diptera; Drosophilidae. The record is from RefSeq and is a predicted model, not a curated record. The transcript has 2 exons. The coding region runs from base 109 to 1278 and encodes 389 amino acids.
UUCGUAUUGAUGUCUAGUUUUGCUUCAACUAACCUAACAUCAACAUCGUAAUCGUAAUAAUUACAAGUUUUUAUAUAUAUAAUAAUAAUUCUCACGCAGACACUUAAAAUGAAUUUAGGCGGUCGAAUCAAACACCAGGCUCAGAGACAGGUGCAUGGCAAACCGAAACGAAGUACACAGCCACAACACACACGUCACAAUGAGCGGAUCACUGUGGAAAUGCAGCAAAAUCAUCGUGAAAACUCUGUGGAAGACGAUGUCGAAAAGUCGCGCAGAGCUGUGGAACGUAAAUUGAUGUAUCUAUCGGAAGCAAAUCAUAUGGCCGGUCCGUCGCGCAAUGUACGUGCACGUACCUCACGUGGUGGUGCCGGUGAACCGCUAGCAACUGCUGGUGGUGGCGCCCAGAACAGAGAAGCGAGUCGCAAGGUUCCAGGUGCUAAUGCUGCAGCUGAAUACGCCCAUAAAGGAAAGCAAGCGGUAAAGAAGUGCUGGCAAACCGCAUAUCCUCCACAGAAUGCCACGGAGAAGCCAUCUCGAGUAACUGGUGGACACAAUGUACUUAAAAUAGAAUCACCAAGACGUAAUGGCCUCACUCCACGUGACCCUUUAGAGGAUCUUGAUCUGACACCAUCUGAAUUGAAUAUAUCUCGACGUAUGCAUGAUAUUAUCCGGGAAGCCGAAUACGAAGAAAUGUGUUUGAUGUCAAAAGGUGGAAAUACCUAUGGUCUCCAUCGUUUAAAUAGCAAGCCCCUGAGUUCAUAUGUGCAUGGCCAAGUCAAAGAGCAAGAACCAGCUCCGAUUCCUCAGCCACUGUACAACUGCAAUCUGUGUGCUGCCAAAUUCAACAUUAGAAGCCUUCUUGCGGCCCAUCGUCGUACUCAUGAUGACGAUUUCAAAAUACGCUUUGCGAAAAAACGUUCAAAGGAUAGCACCACGACCCUGACCUGUAGCAAUCAAUGCAAAUUUUGUGAUCGCAAAUUCGAGCUAGAACGGACUUUGCACAUUCACCAAAUGUGUCACUGCAAAAAGAUUUCGCCCCAGCACAGGCGCAAGUUGCAAUUCACUGAAUUGGCCCACGAGAAGAAGGCCCCGUUGCCCAGUUUUGAACGCAAUGCUGCAACACCAAAUGGAGAUUCUGGUGCCGCUGGUGAUCCUGGUGCAAUCAAUGAUGACGCUUUUGGCGCUCCACAUCCAGAUGUAUCGAAGCGUCAAUUAACACACUUCACCCGUAAUCCCAUUCCACGCUCGAUACUUUCGGGCACGGAACGUAAGCGAUAGACACACACACACACACACACACACAUUCUGCAUUUUGCCUUUGUUUUUGCUUCAAUGUAAAUCGAAAAGUAACCAUAAUGGAAUGUGUGAGGUAUUUCAUUUUCGUUUUAAGCAAUAGUAAAUCAAAUUUUAAGUACA